This is a messenger RNA of Acanthaster planci (crown-of-thorns starfish), 2272 nucleotides long. Its product is annotated as protein rolling stone-like. Gene Ontology annotation, cellular component: membrane. The record is from RefSeq and is a predicted model, not a curated record. NCBI's taxonomy places the organism in Eukaryota, Metazoa, Echinodermata, Asteroidea, Valvatida, Acanthasteridae.
AUCACACACGGACUGAGCAUAGUAUAGCAUGUUGCCGCAGUGCAUGCUGCCAUGUCCUGUUUCCUUGUUAUUGGAAUCGGAUCAAAUGUACUCGUCACGUGUAGACCUAUAUGGCUUAACUGGAACACAGCCUGCCUGACCUGUGUGCUCCAAAGUAGCUUCCUCAGUUUGUCCAAAGUGUUCCUUAAUUCUAAUACCACAAACGACUGGCGGGAACCUACAGACGUACAAGGAAGGGACUUCAUUCUGUUAUCAACCUCCAGUCAUCCAAGGAGUUAAUAUAUGCAUGGAGGUGUGUUCCUUCCUCCAUGAUAUAUGCCUAUGAGGAGGUUUAAUUCAUCGGUUGACAAUUCUGUUAACUUGUCUGCUUGCAGAAUGUCCUUGGUGCCUCACGUCUUCCACUGAGUUAGACCUACACUACAGGGAAACCUCAGGCUGGGUCUCCUCCGUCCGAGUUGCCAUCAUGUGUGGUUCGCCGUGUACCCCUAAUCGUAUCUGGUCUUGGCUAGUUCAUCAUUUCCCACCGCACCCGACGGACUUCGGCCUGAGUGAAGAUGCCACACUUUUCAUGCACUCCCAGUGGUCCAUACCUCAGCCCGUCUUUAUCGCCUACCGAGCCUUCUUGGCCUGUUACACUUUCGCUUGGCUUAUUAUGUCUAUCGUCAAUGCGGGCCAGACAACGGGGCUGGGUGGAUUUUUUGUCUUCCUGACCAACUGGACCUACAUUUUGCUCAGUUUUUAUCUCGUCAUCUCAUGCAUAUCCACAUCCUAUGCCUCGUACAGGACCAGACAGUGCCCAUCAGAUGGAAACCUCAACAAAGCCGAGGCUGCCCCCAUUCGUCAACCGGGAAGCAAUGACAACUACCCGCAGUCAUCUUCACCAGAUUCCGAAUCGUCAGGUUCAGUGCCAGAAGACAUAUCUCCUCAGACAACUCCCACACGGCUACCGUUCUACUUCAAGAUCACCUGGGUGCUCCUCAACGUGUGUCUUGCUUUUGGACCCAUCAUCAGCAUCAUCUACUGGGCUUUCAUCUUCGACCCCGAAUUCGUCUACGCCAAUCAGGGAGGCGCCUACGGAGUAGCGCUGACCGUCCACCGUCAUGCAUUCAACACGAUCUUCGUGUACCUCGACCUUGCCGUGUCUGCCUCACCGAUUACAUUCUGGCAUUUUGUCUAUCCCGUCGGGUACGGUCUGCUUUAUAUGUUCUUCUCCCUGGUGUAUUACUGGGCUGGAGGGACUAACCCUUACAUCGACAGCCCAGCCAUCUACCCUAGCCUUUUGGACUGGACCAACCCCGGAAAGACCAUCGGGGCGGUAAUAGCCUUCGCGGUUGUUGCAAUCGUCUUCCAUUCCGUCGCCUACGGCUGCUACCGGCUGCGGAUGUGCGUGGCGGGUAGGUUUGAUAUGCUGACUCGAGCCCAACUGCAGGCGAGAACCUUGCGAAAUGAGACCCACGCCGGGCCUGGGGAAGAGGAAAACCAGAGCACGGUCGUUGUGUGAGCGGCGACGGUGACGUCCUUAAAGGAUAUCUCAGAUGGAUGAAAGGACGCCCAUGCCAGUUUUCAAGAGUUGUUGACAAUGUUCGUUAUUGGUGCUUAGAGUUCGUGGUUACCACGCCUUUUUGGAUCUAGGGUGACCCUUUUUCACCUAAGAAAAAUUUUCACCUUCUUAAGGAAAAACAUGUAACUCUGAAGUACAUGUACAUGUAGUACUUACCUAUAUAUGGUUGCUUUCAAAAAGCUACCAACACUGUAACUCAACACAGAAUGUACAUAGAUUCGAGACAUCCUUAUUUCAUAAACUUCAAAGUAUAUCAAGGGCCUCACAACGUCACUUGAAGGUUUGUUUAUAAUGAAACAAUUCUGCGUGUUGCAAACCAAUCACUGAGUUCCAUGCCUUCGAUCUAAGUUUAGGAUAACAUAAGUAUACUUGAAAGGGUUGCGGUCUUAAUGGGAGACUCUAAGGCGCUUGGUGGCGACAAAUAUUCUGGUCGACGUCCUUUUUACCAGUUUUUAUAUAACGCAUGCAUAAUUCUGAGCGCACGUAGCACCUUGAAGAAGGACCGCUAUGUUUGUUGCCACCUGUGUCUCAAAAUCUCACACUGGUCUUUUGUUUAUACGUAAAAAUACUUGCUUUUCAUAGUCCAUGGAAUAGCGCGGUACACAGUCACAGCAUUGCAAAAUAAUUGGGUACUACUAGCAUUAUAAUGGGCUUUACAGAAUGACAAAAAAUCGAUUUGAAAUGGAUGAAGAAGUAAGAUGUUUUCUGUUA